UUUGAGUGAGAGGUGUCUUUUGUCACUUUUACAGAUGGAAUGUUCGUUACCGAUUUUCGCCAGUUACAAAAUGUCCCUUUCGCACGGUACAUGUGUACGUGUGAUAAUAUAUUAAAUUUUCGAACUUCUCGCGUGUUCGAAGCUUUUCAUUUCGUAUUCAUUUUCAACUGACUUCUCUUCUGCCGAUAGCACAAAAGUUUCUUCGUUUGCUUUGAGAUCCCCCCACCAGCCUCCCUGUAAAUGAAAUUGCUGUAAAAUUUGAUUGAUUCAUUCAUUCGUUUCAUCAGCGAACUGUACAUAACCGAGUAGUCAGUUGUUCGUUCGUUUUUAUUCAAGUUAGGACGCCUCUUGUUGCUGCAAAGUGAGAAGACUUUAUUUUUUCUCUUUUUUCGUGCUCGUCUUCUGUCUACGGAAAAGAACUUCGGAGUCUACGUUCCCCGUUAGGAUUCGCUCUUAUAUUAACGCCGGUGCGGCGUAGGAGACGCAGAGUUCUCAUGACGGUGGCUGACAAUAAGUUUAAUUUAACUCGCAACGUAACGCAACGCGUUACGACGCAAUAAUAUAACGUCGUUAUGACAUUGUGUUAGAUGCAUUCGUAUAACAGACACUCGCCGACUACUUGUGCUGCUCCGUCUCGACGCUUCGAGACCGCGAAUACUUACUUAUUGUUGGCGCCCACACGCUCCGACUACUCCCGGGGGAGUCUUGGGAAUCGUGAUUUGCGGCGUCAGGUUAUAUAUCUACUUUACGGUUUGGGUUCACUCAACACGCGUCAAUCAACCAACCGCUACUCGCUUACGACUAUGUCAACUUGAAAGCACCGAAUAGAUACGUGUUCUACGCGUGUUAUGUAGUUAUACAUACAUGUAUAAUACAUUUUCAAGGCGAACAAAGAAUUGGUAUUUUCAUACUACCAUGUUCCAAGGACCCCAAGAGUUUUACAAUCAGGAGAACGGCGGUAAGCCACCGUUAGUCGGAAUUCAGUUAGCCGUUCAAAAGAGCCCGAAAGACUACCGUUUCAUGGCAUGGAACUGGCCGUUGAUUCGAAAAGCCUGCUUCUGGUCUUUCAUGUCCUUUCUUGCCGGAUGCGUAGCCCUGGUUGUCGGAGUCAUUGCCACGAUGCCUAAGAGGUGCGAUCCACCCGUCGAAUGGUGGCAAGGAAGCGUUUUCUACGAAAUAUUUCCCGCCUCGUUCAAGGACUCAUCCACCGUCGGGGACGGGAUCGGCGACUUCAAAGGCAUCGCCGCGCAGUUGGAUUACCUGAGCGAUUUGGGGGUGCAGGUAAUUCGAUUGAAUUCGAUAUUUCCGGCGCAACAUUACCCCGAACACUACAGGAGCAUAACCAGUCUUCUCGCGAUUCAACACGACUUGGGAACGAUCGACGAUUUCAAUGCCCUGGUACUGGCUGUUCAUAGGAGAAAUAUGUCCCUAGUUCUUGACCUUCCGUUGUAUCCUUAUGUGGAGAAUUUCGGAGCUGGUGGAAAUUCGUAUUCUACGAAACCGAACAAAAGGGACAAGGAGAUACGCGAAAGAAGAGACGCUGGGGUUUCAGUCCUUCCUAACGUCCUCCCAACACCCGAACCCACGUCCUUCGAGUCCAUCAGGAACAUUCUGUCCUCUGUACCACCUCCGGUUGAUCCGAAACCAAACGCAUUUCUCGCGUCUGCGUUACAAGAGCCUGAAAAGGAUCACGUUGUAACCGCAGCGAUUAAAUUUUGGUUACAAAAGAAUGUCGACGGAUUCUACCUCAAAGGACUCGAACAUUACGCGAAGGAAAAAAAUUUCGCCGAACUUGUGAAGUACUGGAAAUUUCUCGUCGGACCCAACAGAAUACUGAUCUGCAACUCGGCAGUUCUCGCCAACGUUCCCCAGGGCGCUGCAAAAAAUGUGAUCCUCGACAGAAUCGACCUCAUCGAUGUCACUCUGAAUUUUUCCAACGGAACUACUGGGAUCAAAAGUCAAGUGAACUCGGUUCUGAACGGCAUUUUAUUCGAAAAGCCGGGAUAUCCGUGGAUCCAUUGGAGCAUCGGUGGAGUUGACACGAGUCGAAUCGCGUCCUCCCUCAGCGUUAGCAACGCGAGUAUCGCGGCAUCACUUUUAGGAAUGAUGCUCCCCGGGACUCCGAACAUAUUUUAUGGAGAUGAGAUUGGGAUGGUGGACUGCGAUUGCGAGGACCAUCGGGACCUCGAACACGUUCACAAUCUAAUGCCGAUGCUGUGGGAGGGGGCGACGGAUAAAGGCGACGGAUUUUCAUCGACGGGUGCGAUCCAUUGGCUCCUUGGGUCCACGGAGUCCAUUAAAACAACCCUUGUAGGUGCGAUACGCGCCAUGUCCAAACUACGCUCGGAAACACCGACGAUUUACAUGAACGGAGUUUACAAGGAUCACCAGAUUAACGGGAACUGCGAGAUUAGGUACACGGACGACGAAUUAUUAGUUGUCGAACGUCGAUACCCCCGUCGUAAUUCUUACGUGUUAGUCGCAAAUUUUGGGGCAGAAAAUCAGACGAAAGAUCUUUCCUCGCUCUACUACGGAGGGUACAUAGUCGUUGGUGCGACGAACAGGGUGAACAAUACGGUAUACUUCAAGGAGUUGAACAUCUUUCCUGGCGAGGCGUUUGUCAUCAAACUUGACAAGUGAGUCUGUAACGCGGAAAUAUUUGUCAACGAUAAAAUUUGUUUCGAACACAUAUUUGCGCGUAUUUUCAACGUGUAGGACAGAUUAUGGGAGAAUUAUGAAUAACCCCAGAACUAUAUCGAAUGUGAUUCUCUCAUUCUCAUAAUUCUUAUAUGAUUCUUAAUCCACAAAAAUUCCGUUCGGUGCUUUCCACAUUCCAUAUGGAAAAUCAUUUUCGCAAAUUAUUUGCGGAAACAAGAUUUGAAAAAAGAUGGUUUCAGGGAAGCAGGAUACGGUGAUGUAAUAUUGUUUUGAAAAAAAAUUACUGCAACGACGAAGAACAAUGUCAUCUAUUUUACCGAGUCACUGAUGUCGACAAUAAAUCCUGUAUAGUAUUAAAGUGGCUUUGUGCGGAUUGGGCGCGAUGUGACUUUUACCUUCGAAUAUUAGUAAUGAGCUACAAGAAGAGAGUAACUUUGCUUUUUUGCGAUAACUUUCUUACCACUAGGUAUUAUCGAUUAGUAUUCCCAUUUUAUUCUGACAAUUAUUUCCUCAUUUCUUACCUAGACAAAUUAAUAAUUUUCUAGCAAUCACCUCGGUUCAAUGAUACUGUAGCCGAUAUUUCAACUGUCGCGAAUAUCCACAAUUUCUCAAAUUAAUUUUCUGAUAAAUUGGAAGAUUACCUAUUCAUCAAGCCUUAAAUUUCGGAUACCUUCUGAUUUGGCAGAGGCAUAUUGCAGUGUCUGGUUCGAUUUGAAAUACAUAUUUGACAGAUUAUUCGCUCCCGUCCAGAAGUGAAAAUUAUCAUUAUAACGACAAAGAAAACGUGAGAAAAUCAAAAUGAAGGUACAAUGCGCCUGUGCCAAAAUUUACAUACAUAGAUAACUGCGAUUUAUUGCUUUUUUCUAUACCUUGUAUCAUAUAUGUGUACAGUAAACAGGGUAUCGAACAACAAAAUUAUUUUAUGAACUUUGAAAAUUACGCCGACUAUAUUACGUAUUGAAUACUAUACCACCUACACUAUCUGCACAGAAAUGAAAAAAAUAAUUUUCUUACAAAUACUUUACACUUUGAUGAUGCGAAUUGAUUUUAUGGUGCAAUUAUCUUUACAACAUUGUACUUGAAUGAAUUUCAUACGACUGCUGAAUCUAUUUUGAUGACAUAUAACUUAUCGGACAAUAAUUUUUUUUUCAUCUCCUCUUGUUUUUCAUUCGUCUUCAUUGUCCAGUGAACGCAAAUCAUUACAUAGCUGUGCCGAUGUAUAAUCAUAAGUAUACAUCCACAUAUUAAUUAUAACGAUAGAAUAAAUGAUAAUUAUAAAUUGAAUGGGUAGUUACAUCAAUGUGAAAUUAUUAUUUUCAAUAUAAAUCUGACAGCGAGUUCCUAUAUGUGACCAAUACUCAAGAAAUAAUAAUUGUAAUUAUAUAUUCGUGUAUUGAAUAGAAUAUAGCAAUAACACAUGAUUUGUCAUCGAUAUCAUAAAAUUCGUUUUCAUCAAACAAUUUACAAUUUCGUUUUGAUUCAUGUUUUAAUAUUGAAUGUGAAAAAAGAAAAAACGCAAAAAAAAAUCAUCAACAGAACAAAAUAACGCCUUUGAAGAUUCAACAUUCGCGGAAAUACAUAUCUCCGAUUAUUUCAUUUUUUCGAUAGAUUCUAAAUUAGGUAUAGGUGUACGAUAUAUACGUUAAACCUAUACAUACACCUCAUGUAAGCUCGUUACCAAAAAAAAAAAAAACAACAAAUCAGAAAAUCGAGAGUAAGCAAUAAAAUUAGUUGUAACCAUAGAUAUAUUGAUUAACAUUAUAAAUAAAUCCGAAGUUGAAAAAAUAUUGAAUUUAUGAUCACUGGAAAUGUGGUCAACCUUUCUCGCUAGCGCUAGUUUGGAGCUUCACUCAGAAUAUAUACGGCCGAUGAUCCUACGUCAUCCGAAGUUCCCUCAAACCUCACCGCGGAGCUACGUACGGGUCUCCAGUGACUCCCAUUCUUGCUCUGAGGAAGGUCCGCGGAUUUCGGGCAGAAAGUGCCGCAGCUCUGCAGCUGUUAGCCUCCACCGUCUUAUCUGAUUUGGAAGGGAGGCCUCGGCUGAUCUCGGAUAAGGGUGCGAGAGUAUUGUUCACAGUACAGUAAUGUGAGGGUAACUCACGCACAUUCGUGCGUGAGUUCAACUGAACGGGGCCUAUUCUGAGGUGACUUCAUUUUUUGAAAAAAUUUGAAAAGAACAAUUAUAUACUCGUACGGUGAUCUAGAAAAUUGCGUGUAACAUAAGCAUAGUACAUGAACAUGAUUAUAAAUUUAAAAAAUGAAUACCGAUUAUAAACACGCAUAGGGCUCAGAUAGAUAGCUGGGGUUUUAUGGUAUAGUUAGAGCUCGAAUAGUGUGCCAAAUUGAUAGCAGGUAAUAAUGAUUUUUUUAAGCAUAGUUGCAAAAUUUUGCGCUGUUUACUGAUACAUUUUUUUUUUUUUUUUUUUCAAUUAUCACGUACACCCGAAGUAUACACGUCACUGAAUACCUAUUGUAAUGUCAUAUCAUCAAUACAGAAAUAUUUUAUUCUAUGAUAAAUACGAAAAUAUUACUUACUUACGUCUCAUUAGUAUUUUAACGAGGAUCAGAAGAAUGGUGCGAAUAUUUCACAACUGUGAAUCAUGUAAGUGAAACUUAUAUGAUUUUGUAUUGGAAAUGUUUUGUAUGAUAAUCUAUGAUCACAUUCAGGUAUCCGAACAUUAUCGGUUUUGAAUGAUAGUUUGGUAGAUUCACUUCAUUACGUCUGAAUUUUUCGAAUAAAAAGUAUUCAAAAUGCACAUCUUAUACUUAUUUUAAUAAAAAAAAAAAAACGUUUAUUCAAAUCAUCGAUGUACAUAUACAUUUUGAUGUAAUAUAUACAAUAUAUGUGUGGUAUACUGUCAAAUCAAAUCAUUUCCUCUCAAUCUUCCAAUGCGAUUAGUAUAAUAUAAUAACAUCAUAUAUGCAUGUAAGAACUUGGCACUAUUGACAAUGUAAAUGUGUAAAUAGAUGUUCAUUACGUGAAUCAUCUUUCACUUCAAAUGAUUAUUUAUCGAACACAAUAAGGGACUUACAGUUAUCGAGGGAGGGACGUUAGGUGAAAAAAGUGAUCCUCGUUUCUUUUUUAUCGGACAAAUCAUUGUCGAUAUCAUCAACGAGUUUCAUUGGGAAAACUAUAACGAAUGAAAAAAAAAAUAAAAUAAAAUAACACCGUGAAUGGAUG
Messenger RNA from Athalia rosae (coleseed sawfly), 5839 nucleotides. RefSeq names its product neutral and basic amino acid transport protein rBAT-like. Gene Ontology annotation, biological process: carbohydrate metabolic process. The transcript has 5 exons. Lineage: Eukaryota; Metazoa; Arthropoda; Insecta; Hymenoptera; Athaliidae. Bases 865 to 2640 code for a protein of 591 amino acids. The record is from RefSeq and is a predicted model, not a curated record.